Messenger RNA from Nymphaea colorata (pocket water lily), 679 nucleotides. RefSeq lists its product as uncharacterized. The transcript is spliced from 3 exons. Gene Ontology annotation, cellular component: mitochondrion. The record is from RefSeq and is a predicted model, not a curated record. The coding region runs from base 210 to 488 and encodes 92 amino acids. NCBI's taxonomy places the organism in Eukaryota, Viridiplantae, Streptophyta, Magnoliopsida, Nymphaeales, Nymphaeaceae.
UAGGGGUUCGACCCGUUUACACCUCUCUCUCUCUCUCUCUCUCUCUCUCUCUUCCUCCUGACUCCUGAACCUGUUGCGGUCUCUCGAUUUCCGACCCUCAUUCUCUGUGUGCGCUCAAAGAUCAGAACCAGGCCAUUCCCUUAUCCCAAGGUCAGAACCCAAAGACUCUCCUUCCUCACUUACGAACUGAGAACCAGCGAGCCUCAUCCAUGGCGAACCUCCAAGAACGAGCCAGGGAGAAUCAAGUGAAGAAGAAGGUAGAGGAAGCUUUACGCAGCAAAAUGAAAGAAAAGGCUCUUAAAGAAUGCAACGGUUAUGUAGCAAAGUAUGCUGAAUGUGCUAAAGGAAGGACGAUUUCUGUUGCUUGGCGGUGCCGGCAGCAAGCAAACGAGUUGAAUGAAUGUCUUCAUCAAUACACCAACGACUCUGUACUGGAAGAAAUGAAGCGGAACUACAUUCUCGAAGAGGAGGCCAAGGCUACAAACUGAACAAUUCACGAAUUUGCUAGCGAAUGAAGAAUUCACUAAUCAAUCACAUGGAAAACACGGGUCUCACGUGAAGGAAAAGACUAGAACGAUUAGUUUCAAAAUUGAACAGAACUUUAUAUUCAUGUUACUGGUUUCUGAGAUCAUUUGGCUUCCUUGCUUGCCAUCAAAAGAUUUGAACAUCAUCUUGUUUA